Messenger RNA from Penicillium diatomitis, 543 nucleotides. RefSeq lists its product as uncharacterized. The coding region runs from base 1 to 543 and encodes 180 amino acids. The record is from RefSeq and is a predicted model, not a curated record. The transcript is spliced from 2 exons. Lineage: Eukaryota; Fungi; Ascomycota; Eurotiomycetes; Eurotiales; Aspergillaceae.
AUGGCUGGACCGCACAGAACGUCGCUUUCUCUGCCGGAAGAAUGCCAUGCACGCGUCUUUUGGGCAGCUCAUAUCCUCUAUUAUCUCACAAAAAACCAAAGCCACGAAGAGCUACUGAAAGCUGAGAACACCGUGGAAAGCGGCAGUCAGACUGAUGACUCGAGUGAUCAUGAGACAGACUACGAGACAGAGAAGAAUAUGAUGUUGUCAGGGCCUCGAGAUUCUAUUCGCCAGAAAUUCCUGGACUGUAUUGCACAAUUGCUGUCGCCGUGUAAGGGAUGGGACGGGGUUACUGCAACGGCGAUACGGGAAGGAGAAGCCGGAGUUGAGGUUGACAUCGCAAGAAAUGAUGGUUUUCUUUCUGGUGGAGAUUGCUUUGAUAGUGAGAUUAUGGGAUACUGCAAGAUGUUAGAGGAAUAUCUGGAAGGUAAUACUGGAGGCUUACAGCUGUCUCAAAUUGCCACAGGUCCGGCAGGUGUUGUCGGACACCUUUGGGAUUCAGGGUGGCAUGAGACUCUGGAGCAAGCUGAAUUUUAUCGCUAG